ACGACGGCCUAGGUGGCGUGGCGGUGUUGUGAUUCGUGUCCCUACCAAAUACGAACCAGGGUUGGGUGGAGUGGCAUUGGUGAACCUGAAAUUGUGAAGUCGUACAAGCAAGCCAUUGCUGCCACACAAACUUGCCCGUUUGCGUCCAGCUUUGCAAACAAAGAAUGAGUAGGACCUGAUUCGAUAGUUACGAUCCCAGCCACAACGCCCCGGCGGCUUGGGUCCUGCACUUGGAUGUCAUCUUGGCUGGGUUUGGCUAUAAAGCCCAGUCGCAAUCCCCUUCUAAGUUUGGUUAUGUACCUUCGAAGGUUUCCAACUAGUCUCUCGUUUCUCCAUACCCCUACAGAUCUCGAAAGUAACAAGACCAGCUUUUGUCAAUCGUUUUACCUCUAUCCGGCCCCGAAUCUCGCGGGUCAAUAUGAAGUUCAGCCGGACUCUCAAUAUCCUCCUGGCUGCGGGCCCUGCUCUGGCAUCUGCCUCCAGCGACGGGCUCUUCCGCCGCGACACUGGGAGCUGCAACAUCCAUCUCGCGACUAGCAAUGGCGGGCGGAAGGUAGCCAUUGUUCUGGACUCGUCGGGCUCCAUGUCCAUCACCGAUCCGGAUAAUCUCCGAAUCCAGGCCGGCAAGGCUCUCAACAACCAGUUGGUCCCUGCCUCUGCAGCAGGCGGUGGGAAGCAGGCUGAUCUGGUCACCGUUGUCGACUUCGACGAUACCGCAAGAGUCAUCUACCCGCUUGGAGACCCAGCCGGCGCCGACAGCUCCUUUGACGAGAUCGACAGCUCAGGAGGGACCUACAUCGCCGACGGCAUCCAAAAGGCCGUCGCGGAGCUGACCAAGCCCGGCAACGACCCCACGGCGGACCGCUCCGGCAUCGUCGUGCUGACCGACGGCGAGGACUCGGACGUGGCCGGGCUCAUCGUCGAGGUGGAGGCGGCCGGCAAGGCGGGGAUCCGGGUAUCGUUCGGCUUCCUCGCGCCGCCCGACGCCUUCUUCGAGCCGGACCUGCUGGCGGCGAUCCUGCGGACGGGCGGCUCGUACGCGUCCUUCGAGACCGCCGACGCCAUCCAGUCCUUCCUCUUCCUGAUCCUGUCCAACGGCCUGACGGCCCGCGACCACGGCGCCGGCGCGGAGCAGCCGCUCCUGCCGGGCAUCACCGUCGCCAGGCUGACGGGCGGCGCGUCGGUCGCGUUCGGCUACGAGGCGCAGGCGGGCGAGGCGCUCGUCUUCACCGUGGAGUCGCUGUCCGGGCCGCAGCUGGACGCCGAGCUCGAGGACGCGGCGGGCAAGAGCGUGGGGAAGAACAGUACCUCGGGGGCCGCGGGCGAGCCGGCGGCCAUCACAUACACGGCCAAGGCGGCGGGGGCCCUGAAGCUGGUCGUGGGGGCGGCCGAGGGCAGCGCCGCCGGCGGGGAGGGCGUCUUCCAGGUGUCGCUCAACUCGUCGCUCGGCAUCUCGGGUUGCAACCUUACCACCACCCCGCCGCCGGACAACUCCACCGGUACCGAUAAUACUACCGUGACGGGUUCGCCGCCCACCGCGCCGCCCACCUCGCCGCCUACGCCGACUGCGACGCUCGUCGUCACCGCGGCUGCGGCUAGGCUUGGGACUGCCGGGUUCGUUGCCGCGGGUAUGGCCUUGGCGGCUGCUCUGAUCUGAUGACCCGGUUCGCUGGGGUCUAGGUUCGGGAUGGAUUCGAUGGGUUCUCACGCAUGGUUAUUUGUUUUGUCGUGCUUUCCGAUAUGCUUCUUUUUGGGGCAACUACCUUAUCAUGGGUAGUCCCGUUUGUGAUUUUCCGGGAUACAGAUUGAACGAGGCAAAUAAAUGGGCCAUGUAACCAAUAUGAAGUCGAUAUUACCAGCAAUAGAAAUUGUCCUAUGGCUGGCAAGAAACCGUUCCAAAUUGAAGUUGGGAUGA
This is a messenger RNA of Phialemonium atrogriseum, 1915 nucleotides long. RefSeq lists its product as uncharacterized. NCBI's taxonomy places the organism in Eukaryota, Fungi, Ascomycota, Sordariomycetes, Cephalothecales, Cephalothecaceae. The record is from RefSeq and is a predicted model, not a curated record. The transcript is spliced from 3 exons. Bases 419 to 1657 code for a protein of 412 amino acids.